CGUUAUAUAUUUAUAGAUAUAUACAUACAUGAUGCAUGUACGUAGCACCGAUCGGGUGAUGAAGUUCAAAGCAAAAAUUGUAUUUGGAGGCCGCCAAGUGUAUUUACACUAUUACAUGCAGAUUGAUGAGUUCUUGAAGUCCAAGUGUCUCUUUGUCACUCUCACUAUUGCAUGCACAUUGUCAUUUUUGUGUAAUAGUCUCCUCUUUUUGAGGCGCAAUAUUCGCAUGUGUUCGUAAUAUUCACAUGUGCUACACAUGAUGUGUACGUCGAAUAAAUUUUACAUCUGGAUGUUAAGAUUGAGUGUAUGAUUCUGUAGAAGUACAUGUGUAUAUUGAGACCAAGUGUUUGAUAUUUGAAGGGUCAUAAGUGGAUGUCGCAAGAAUUUCAACAAGUGGAACAAUUAUCAUAUAGAGUAACGUGUGAUCUUUAGAGCGCCACAAGUUUGGUUUUGAGUUAGUCGCUAUCUAAAUAAGUCUCCCUGUCUAUAUAAAAACACACUUGCAUGCAUCAGUCAUCACCACACCAACUCUCUCAUCUCUUUUUGUCAACCAAAGAAAAAAAAACACAGAGGUACGUAGCCUCUCUUUCCUAA
Messenger RNA from Arabidopsis lyrata subsp. lyrata, 594 nucleotides. RefSeq lists its product as uncharacterized. The transcript has a single exon. Lineage: Eukaryota; Viridiplantae; Streptophyta; Magnoliopsida; Brassicales; Brassicaceae. The record is from RefSeq and is a predicted model, not a curated record. Bases 29 to 238 code for a protein of 69 amino acids.